Messenger RNA from Camarhynchus parvulus, 2156 nucleotides. It is a transcript of the gene COPS2, whose product is annotated as COP9 signalosome subunit 2. The transcript is spliced from 13 exons. Gene Ontology annotation, molecular function: protein binding. Bases 75 to 1427 code for a protein of 450 amino acids. The record is from RefSeq and is a predicted model, not a curated record. Gene Ontology annotation, biological process: protein deneddylation. Lineage: Eukaryota; Metazoa; Chordata; Aves; Passeriformes; Thraupidae. Gene Ontology annotation, cellular component: COP9 signalosome.
UUGGGCAGCGCCGCGCGGGCUUCUGGGAGAAGGGGCCGUCCCCGCCGCCGCCCCCCGCCCGUCCUCCGGCCAAGAUGUCUGACAUGGAGGAUGAUUUCAUGUGCGAUGAUGAGGAGGACUACGAUCUGGAAUAUUCUGAGGACAGCAAUUCUGAACCAAAUGUGGAUCUGGAAAAUCAAUACUACAAUUCCAAAGCUUUGAAGGAAGAUGACCCCAAAGCAGCAUUAAGCAGUUUUCAGAAGGUUUUGGAGCUCGAAGGCGAAAAGGGAGAAUGGGGAUUCAAAGCUCUGAAACAGAUGAUUAAAAUAAACUUUAAAUUGACUAACUUUCCUGAAAUGAUGAAUAGGUAUAAACAGCUAUUGACCUACAUACGGAGUGCAGUUACAAGAAAUUACUCUGAAAAAUCCAUCAAUUCUAUUCUUGAUUAUAUCUCAACUUCCAAGCAGAAUUCUGAUUUUUUAUGUCAGAUGGAUUUGCUUCAGGAAUUCUAUGAAACAACACUUGAAGCUCUGAAAGAUGCUAAGAAUGAUAGAUUGUGGUUUAAGACAAACACAAAGCUUGGCAAAUUAUAUUUAGAACGAGAAGAAUAUGGAAAGUUACAAAAGAUUUUGCGUCAGCUGCAUCAGUCAUGCCAGACUGAUGAUGGGGAAGAUGAUCUAAAAAAAGGUACUCAACUAUUGGAAAUCUAUGCUUUGGAAAUUCAAAUGUAUACAGCACAGAAAAAUAACAAAAAACUUAAAGCACUAUAUGAACAGUCAUUGCACAUCAAGUCAGCCAUUCCUCAUCCACUGAUCAUGGGAGUUAUAAGAGAAUGUGGAGGCAAAAUGCACUUAAGAGAAGGAGAGUUUGAAAAGGCACAUACUGAUUUUUUUGAAGCAUUCAAGAAUUACGAUGAAUCAGGGAGCCCCAGAAGAACCACUUGCUUAAAAUAUUUGGUCUUAGCAAACAUGCUUAUGAAGUCUGGAAUAAAUCCAUUUGAUUCUCAGGAGGCUAAACCAUACAAAAAUGAUCCAGAGAUUCUAGCAAUGACGAAUUUAGUAAGUGCCUAUCAGAAUAAUGACAUCACUGAAUUUGAGAAGAUUCUGAAAACAAAUCACAGCAACAUCAUGGACGAUCCCUUCAUAAGGGAACACAUUGAAGAGCUUUUGCGAAACAUCAGAACACAAGUGCUUAUAAAAUUAAUUAAGCCUUACACAAGAAUACAUAUUCCUUUUAUUUCUAAGGAGUUAAACAUAGAUGUAGCUGAUGUGGAAAGCUUGCUUGUGCAGUGCAUAUUGGAUAACACUAUACAUGGCCGAAUUGAUCAAGUCAACCAGCUCCUAGAACUGGACCAUCAGAAGAGAGGUGGUGCACGUUAUACUGCGUUAGAUAAAUGGACCAACCAACUAAAUUCUCUCAACCAGGCUGUAGUCAGCAAGCUGGCCUAAUAGAAACCAAGCUUCUACAAACCUACUUAAGGCAACAGUGCAGUGAUGUAAACCUUAAAAGAACUGGGAAUGGCAAAACUACUGUCGGUUGGUGUGCCCUGAAAUUAUUGGAGUUAUGGCAGAAGUGCUUUUUUGAUCAGCUGGUUUGUGUUUUGCUGCUGCAUUUAUCCCAAGAAAAAAACAGCUUUAAUCUCCAGAAGAAAACCAAAAUGCCACGGGAUUUAUGCUGUAUUGACAUCUUGCCCUAAACAUACAACAUCCUAGUAAUUUGUCAAGGGGCAAUUAAUGACCAGAGAGAAGAUUUUUGUCAUGAUUUUAAGUACACUGACACGUUACUGUUGGUUAAAUUUAAACAUGUUUUACCUGCAGAAAUUCUCUCACAGAAAUAACCUGCAAUAACUUGAAAUGCAUACCCUUUUGAACACUUCCUUUUCUCAUGUAUAAAUUGAAAUGUUUGCUGCAUUUUGCAAAAUGUCAAUUCUCCAAAAAUGUGUCCAUAUAUUUCUGUACCUGCAGUGUAGUAAAGGUUUAGAAGAAACCCCAUAAUUAUAGUGGCAUACUGUCACUUAGGUUUCAAGCAGCAAAAUAAACAGUGCAGUUCAGAAAUUGUACAGUUUGUUUCUUGAUGUGCUUUCAUUAUACUUGAAUUUUACUUGUGUUAUUUUUAAAAGAAAAUAGGUAUUACUUGAUCUCACCACAUUUGUGAAGGACAAUAUGAAGAUUCUAAGA